This is a messenger RNA of Gadus chalcogrammus (walleye pollock), 1110 nucleotides long. RefSeq lists its product as uncharacterized. NCBI's taxonomy places the organism in Eukaryota, Metazoa, Chordata, Actinopteri, Gadiformes, Gadidae. The record is from RefSeq and is a predicted model, not a curated record. The transcript has 5 exons. Bases 292 to 1110 code for a protein of 272 amino acids.
UUAGGUGCCAUUGCCCCAGAGCUAAAUGAUGAGGUGACAGCCACCUGCCAGACCCAGCCAUUUGGUCUGCUGUGUGAUGAAUCAACAACACUUCAGAAAGAGAAGGAGCUCGUUAUUUUGGCUCGUCUAUAUGAUGAAGAUAGUCUUGAGGUGGUCACUAAAUUUAUUGAUUUGCCAGUCUGCAAUGUUGGAACAGCAGACAGCAUUUUUGAGAAGCUGGCAACCUCUUUAACAACCAGAGGAAUAACAUGGGAUAACCUGGUGGCCUUCAACUCGGAUAACUGCAAUGUUAUGAAGGGAAGGCACAAUUCAGUUAUCACAAAAUUGAAAGCAAAGCAGCCUCACAUCCAGGAUGUGGGCUGUGUUUGCCACCUCGCCCAACUUGCCACAGGCUGCGGCAUCAAGGCCAUGAAGGCCCCAGUGGAACAGUUGUUGGUCGGGGUAUACUCCCACUUUGAUAAAAGCGCAAAGAGAAAUGAACUCUACAAGGAGUUUGUGGAGUUCACCGACACAGACAAACUGAAGCUAUUAAGAUACUGUUCAACAAGAUGGCUCAGCCUCCACACGUGCAUUCUGAGAAUGUUAAAUCAGUGGCCUGCUCUUCAGGCCUACUUUAACAGCUACGAGGACGAGACUAGUGUUAAAGUUAGGGAUCUGGCAGGCUACCUCAAUGAUCCUGAGAUGAAGUUUGAUUUUCUUUUUCUGAGUGCUGCUCUCAAGCCAUUGGUUGCAUUCAACACUGCCUUCCAGGGAGAGGGGGUGCUGAUACACAAACUCCACAACGAGAUGACUAGACUGGUGAAGAGGUAUUUGGGCUACAUUCUCCCAGCCAGAGCCAUAGCGAAUAUCCCAGUCAGAGAGGUGUCACUCGGUCAGGAACACCAGCUGAAAAAUGAAGAUCUUUUCAUUGGAGCUGAGGCCAGAGCAUUCCUUGAGAAAGAGGAACUACCAUCGGUCACAAUGACCAAAAUCUAUCAGACAGUCAGGGACUUCUACGUGGAAGCCAUAAGGAAGAUGCUCAAGGCCUUCCCCCUUGAUUCUCCUUUGCUUCAAGACCUGGAUGUGCUGGACCCAGCCUCUCGCCUAGACCUCUCUCCUGAAACAGGUUGA